Messenger RNA from Hibiscus syriacus, 950 nucleotides. RefSeq names its product probable galacturonosyltransferase 14. The record is from RefSeq and is a predicted model, not a curated record. The coding region runs from base 18 to 950 and encodes 310 amino acids. NCBI's taxonomy places the organism in Eukaryota, Viridiplantae, Streptophyta, Magnoliopsida, Malvales, Malvaceae. The transcript has 3 exons. Gene Ontology annotation, molecular function: polygalacturonate 4-alpha-galacturonosyltransferase activity.
GGGCUGCAUACACAAGGAUGCAGCUUCAAGUGUCGCUUAGCAUGAGAGUUAUAACCAUAUCGAAUAACAAUGUGUUUAUUGACUUGAUGAAGAUCACGGUGGCUGCUACACAUAUAUCGUAUAGAACCCUUUUCCAUACCAUUCUGAUCCUCGAUUUCUUCUUACCUUUUAUCUUCAUUCUCACCGCCCUCUUCACUCUUGAAGGUGUCGACAAGUGCUCCUCAUUUGGUUGUUUAGGUAGACGCUUAGGUCCAAGGCUUCUCGGGAGAGUCGAUGAUUCGGAAAUACUAGUUAGGGACUUGUAUGAGACCCUGAAUCAAGUAAACAGAGAGAAAAUCCCAGAAGGUGUAAAGCUUCCGGAUUCAUUUAUACAACUUGUUUCUGAAAUGAACAACCAAUAUGAUGCAAAGACCUUUGCAUUAAUGUUAAGAGCAAUGGUAGAAAAACUCAAAAGAGACACGAGGGAGUCUAAAUUUUCAGAGUUGAUGAACAAACACUUUGUAGUGAGUUCCAUCCCCAGAGGAAUUCAUUGUCUUUCUCUGCGUUUAACGAAUGAAUAUUCUUCCAAUGCUCAUUCACGUAGACAACUGCCUACUCCCGGGCUUCUUCCUGUGGUUUCUAACAAGUCUUACCACCAUUUUAUCCUGUCAACAGACAACAUAUUGGCUGCCUCGAUCAUUACUUCCGCUAUAGAAUCAUCGCUACAACCCGACAAGAUUGUCUUCCACAUCAUCAUCACAGACAAGAAAACAUACGCAAGUAUGCAUUCUUGGUUUGCAUUAAACCCUGUAUCACCCGCCAUAGUUAAAGUGAAAGGUGUUCAUCAAUUCGAUUGGUUGACUAGAGAGAUCGUUCCUUUGCUAGAAGAUGUAGAGAACCAUAAAGACAAAAAAUUUCUAUCACGGAAGUCAUAUUACAUGUUGGGAAAUAACCGAGUAAUUUCCCUAUAA